AUGAAGCUGGCCGACUCCCUCGUGCCGCUGGCGUCCCUGGGCAAGCCUGCACGCGCCAGCGACGAGAGCGACCCAGACCACCCCCCGAGCUGCAUCACCGACGGCUCAGAUUCGGAGUGGUGGACUCGCUGCCCAGCAGCCUGGGUGGAGGUGGACCUGCAGGAGGACGUGCUGGUGCACGAGGUCCGCAUUCAGUGGUGGGGCAGCUCGUGGGCCAGUCCACGCUCGAGGUCCUCGCCUCGCAGGCCUGCGACGGCGAGGGGCCCUGGCUGCUGCAGCGCCGCGGGGAGGAGGCCGCCGGCGGGCCCCCCGCCGGCCUCAACUGCUGGUCUCGCCUGCCAGGCUGGCGCGGCUCCACGCGGCGCGUACGGCUCCGGCUGCUCGACGGGCACCUCGACCCAUGGUUCCGCAGUUACCACUUCGGCCUGCGGCGGCUGGAGGUCUACGGCUACCCCGCAGCGGGCGCCGGGCCACUCCGGUGACCUGUACUGGACCUGCGACAGUGCGAGCCCCCUGGUGCAGACCAGGCUCAAUGGGCACACAGUCAAAGGCACAGAUGAGGACCCUCCAGGUCCCGGGCUCUUGCAGGAGCUCACCGGCGCGCCCAACGCGCUGAGGGACACGGCACUGGACUACACAGCGGUGUUGGACGUCGCUGCUCCACCGGGGGCAGGCGUCAACGCGCACCAUGUCGACGCCGACACAGUGUUCUUGCGUGCGCGUCUCACGAUGCACGGGGACCGAGGUGGCGGCGCACAUGAGGUAGCAGUGCCAUUCUAUAGCGGCGAGGUACCGGAGUCAACGGUCCAAGUCCGCGCUGCCGGCUGUCUUGCCACCUUGAAUGCGACGCCGAUGGUCAACACGCCUCAGAAUGCGACACAGAGGAUAGCGAGUAUCUUCCCUGGGAUGGCUCCUGCUUCCUCGUCUGUGAUCGCUGAGACGGUGACGGCCUACACGGACGCAGAGGGGGCAGACCUCACGGAGCUGUUUUGCCGCUUGGACGCAUAUGUCGAAGCAGCCGCGUUGGCCAACGCACCGGCACUGCCGGGCGCCAACGUAUCGCAGGUCCUUUGGCCAAACGUUGACAUGCUGGGCCCAGCUGCACCUAAUGUGAGCUGGAACAUGCCUGGCGGGUUCAUCGAUGACCUUGGGGCUCUGCAGGACGGCAAGGCAGUGGUCCUCUUGGACGCGUCCCUCUAUCCAGGGGGUACCGUUCGGGUGCCGACGCAGGUGAUCAAUUUGCUCUGGCUGAUCUGUCAAGAUCAGAUCGGGCUCCCCAACCCUGUGAAUCAGGGGCGGGCACGGGGUCAACCCGGCCAGCAUGUGGGGCAGAUCAGGGCCUAUGUCUAUGGGUCCGCUCAGCAGCGACCGCUUUGGAACGCUGCGCCUGCAAUCACCAUGGGGACAGUGAGGCAGCUGAGACUCUGGCUGGAGAACCACGGACAAGGGAAGCAUGCAUCGACGCUUGCAUUCCAGAGGUCCGCGGCUCAAUCGGUCAUGCUCGGGCCUGACGCUACGGUUCUACCACUCCCGCUUCGACAGCGGGUCAGGCGGGACGCAGCGGGCGCGGGCGGUGGAGUCGGCAGGUAUGCUGUCAGGUACAUGGAGAUGGUCGUCGAGACUGCUUGCGCCUACUGGCGCCGCCUUACUACACCAGGCGCGCCAGCGGGCUCGGAGUGGUCGGCGCGCGCAGCCCUCAUCAUGGGAGCAGCAGCGUGGGGCGUCCUCCCCGAUUGGGGGGGUCCAGUCCCUGCAGCCGGUGCCCAGCCCUUCUGGGUCCCUCAAGGUCAUGGGGGAGUGGCACUUCCGGCUCAGCUGGUCUCGCUAUUUGGGAUGUGUCGCGCUUACAGCGGCGAUGCGGACGAAAUCUGGUCAAGGAUGACGUUCGCGGAGCUCAAUGGGCUCACGCAGUUGUUGUCUGACGCUUCUCUCGGUGCGAAUGGGUUUGCGGCUGUCUUCGAGCCACUUCAGUGGUUCGCAGGAGCGGCCGCCCCAGCCAUCUUGGGAGGGCGCGGGCCGAACGCGUGGGCUUGGAGCAGGUUGUUCAAUCCAGAGGGUGCGUUGCAUUGCUUCCGCACGCCUGGGACGGUCACCCGCUUCGUCAGCUCCAAUCUCAAGUACCUGGUCAGCAGAAUCAACAAUCAGACACGGGGCGCGCUACCGGAGGAGAGGAAUAUCUGGCCAGGGGGCCGCGGGCCUGCCGUCAAAGUGAAGCAGAUCAACCUGUUGCGGUACGUACCGCGCGACAGCGAUGUCUGCCCUGGGUGCUCCGAGGGCAUCUGGCGGAUACCGCCAGACGCGCGCGACGAGCUGCUGCGCCAGCUGGGCAGCGGCGGCUGCGAGGUGUUGAGCUACGACCUGUCGCGGCUCGGCCCGCCGCCGACGGAGGCCAUCACCCGGCCGCUCAGGAGGAAGAGGCUCCGCUGCGGGGGCUGCGGCGAGCUGGAGGACGCCGCGGCGCUCUCGGGGCAGGGGAGCCCGCGCUGCCGCGCGUGCCAGGCCGCCCCUGCCGCGGGCACCCCGCGAGAGGCGCACUCGUCGGAGGCGGCCGCCGAGCUCGCGGCCGCCGGCCUGGCGCGCCCGGGCGCGCGCUGAGAGCGCGCCGCUGCUGCGAGGGGGCCACUGCCCCGCGGCUGCGGGGGCCGAGGGCGGCUGAGGUGGGCCCUCCUGCAGCAGGAAAGCCGGCGCUUCGCAGAUCUUCUCACGGAGCAGCUGGAGGCAGGACCCCUGGAUAAGAGCACGCCAGAGGCUCUUUCUGUUUUUGGUGAUGCUUCGGCUGGGAAGGAGGGAGCAGACGAGAGGCUUCGGAGAGUAGGGCUUGCAGUGCGUGCAGCUACUUCAUUCGUGCCUUUGGUUAUGGGUCCCAUUGUUUACGGACCCCUUGCAGGCAGGCCUCAGUCUGUUCCGCG
Prorocentrum cordatum is the source of this 2909-nucleotide messenger RNA. NCBI's taxonomy places the organism in Eukaryota, Dinophyceae, Prorocentrales, Prorocentraceae. The record is from the annotation of a GenBank genome assembly.